AUUGAGCACUCAGUACUCAGCAGAAAGCAAAACAAUCGGGCUCGGGAGGAACAUCCGAAGUCAAUGAAGUCUUCAUAGCAAAAAGACACGAUAAACUUUAAUUGUAAGAUAGUUUACGGGAAAUAUUCACUAUGAUUAAGUUGUUUUCUAUGAAAAACCAGAAAAAGGAUGGCAGCGAUGCCCCUAAACAAGGAAGCCAGAAGCGAGCCUCUGCGGCCCAGCUGAGGAUUACCAAAGACAUCAAUGAGCUGACUUUACCCAAGACCUGUGACACUGAGUUCCCAGACCCGGACGAUCUUCUCACCUUCAAGCUCAUCAUUUGUCCGGAUGAGGGCUUUUACCGAGGAGGACGUUUUGUCUUCAGCUUCAAGGUCGGCCCAAACUACCCACACGAACCUCCCAAAGUUAAAUGUGAAACUAUGGUGUAUCAUCCCAACAUUGACCUUGAGGGAAAUGUGUGUCUCAACAUCUUGCGGGAAGACUGGAAGCCAGUUCUCACCAUCAACUCAAUAGUAUAUGGGCUUCAGUAUCUGUUUCUGGAACCCAAUCCUGAGGAUCCCCUGAACAAGGAAGCGGCUGAGGUUUUGCAGAAUAACCGGAGGUUAUUUGAACAGAAUGUGGUCAAGAGUAUGAAGGGCGGCUAUAUUGGCAAUGUAUACUUUGAAAGGUGCCUCAAGUGAGGUGUGAAUGUUGCUGCUACCAAGAUUACAAUCUUAAAAACUUUUCUCAGAUUGUACUGUCAAGUUAAUCAAGUAUAUGGCCUCUCCUAUUUUUUAUUUUUAGUGAUUAGCUUGCAGAGUACCUUCUCAUCUCUUUAGUCAUCACUAUUUAUUUCUUAAUUGUAAUUUGACUUCCAUCAGAGUUAAAUUGAUUUUCUGCUCAAAGUAUUCAUAAAUAUUGUUUACUUCUCACCACGAUUUUAGAUUUUAUAAAUGAGUCAUAAAAUAAGUUGAAAAUUUUUCUUGUUUCUCUUCCUGAAUAUUUUAAGCAGCAUUGGCUGUGAUCACUCCACAGGAAAUGUGUAGGAGUGCGGCUCAGUGAUUUGGUUACUUUGUCCUUUAUGUUGAAUUAGUUAAAUUUAUACCUGUGAAGGAACUUGUCCCAGUUUAUCUGCCAUGUACCCCGAAUCCAUUCCAAUGCUCAUGCUGAAGCCACUAAGUGGGUGUAGAACAAAGUGUGUAGUGGUAUAGUUACAUAUCACAGCCUGAGAGAGUCAAGAGUCAUGCUUUUGUCAAAUUGAAUGUAGUACAGCCUCAAAUUUCUGCAUUUUUUCAACAUUGUUAAUUCUUAGGUUCACUUGCUGAAAAAUUUAAGUGGGAAGCAGGUGCUUAAUUUUGUUGAUAAAAGAUAAUUACACAAUAUUUGGUUGCUUAAUUAGUGGUGUCUUCAGAGAGGCUGACUAUCAAACAGGAUAACUUUUUGAAGAAUUGAAGUUAAGAACAAUGAAAUAUGCUGCCCCACCCCCUUUUUUUUUUUUAUAGAAUUGAAGUGAAGAACAAUGAAAUAUCCCCCCUUUUUUUUCCCAGAAUUCAUUCUUACAAUUUUAUUUUUCCUGCUUAAAUAUAUAUUAUGUGUACUAGUGUGAGUCUAUCUCAGACUGAAGUAAGUAAAUGCUCUAUGCAUAACAUUUUUUUAAGCUACAGUACCCAUAUCAGUAAUGAGACUUGUUUUUCUGGUACUCCAAGCAGCAUGGAUUUGUUUAUGCCAAGACAUUGCUUUAGUCUGAUACUUUUUCACAUAGAACUGUGGUAUACAUUUGUUUGUCUUUAUUUGCCUCAUUCUUGUUGUGUGUGAUGUGUUGUCCAGUCCUAUUGGUCUUUAUGGCAGGUGUUGCUCUUCAAAACUUAACCUUUUUCUCGGGGAGGAAAUUAGUGUAUAAUUUUGUUUUAUUCUUCCAUGACUUUAUACACAGUCAAAAGAUGAGUUUCCCUGUGAGAAAGUGAUUAAGAUAAAACUAUUUUGCUUGUGUCCUUGUAGGGAAAACAGUACUGCUGUGGCAAAGCCUUUGUUCUGAGGCUUUGUUAUUAUAAAGUGAAAUUCCUUACAUGAAUGAAUGUACAUAUGCAGCAUUGUACAGAGUUUUUUUAAUAUUUCUGUGAAAUUAAUAUACUUCCUUGAUGUUGAAAAUGUUAUCUGCUACAUACUCAAUGCUGAAUCCUACAUCACUUCGUGCUAUAUUGCCAACUCAAGAACUGACACACACCUGGGAACGGAAGCUUUUGCAAAGAUGAAUACAAUAAAAACCAGCAUGAAAGGUUUCCAGAUUCAUUAUCCUCACUGGAUACUGUAUUGAAGCACAAAUAAAAAAUAAUAGGAA
Portunus trituberculatus (swimming crab) is the source of this 2317-nucleotide messenger RNA. It is a transcript of the gene UbcE2M, whose product is annotated as NEDD8-conjugating enzyme Ubc12-like. Lineage: Eukaryota; Metazoa; Arthropoda; Malacostraca; Decapoda; Portunidae. Bases 132 to 680 code for a protein of 182 amino acids. The record is from RefSeq and is a predicted model, not a curated record. The transcript is spliced from 5 exons.